This is a messenger RNA of Diaporthe batatas, 1494 nucleotides long. RefSeq lists its product as uncharacterized. Lineage: Eukaryota; Fungi; Ascomycota; Sordariomycetes; Diaporthales; Diaporthaceae. The transcript is spliced from 3 exons. The record is from RefSeq and is a predicted model, not a curated record. The coding region runs from base 1 to 1494 and encodes 497 amino acids.
AUGUCGCCCAGCGCAACCACGGCCGGCCCGGCCACAAAGGUGCGGUCCAACGCCUCGCGCGCCUCGUCCAAGAGGGAGCGGGCGCUGCUCGAGAACGGCUACCCGCACGGCCACCUGGGCCACCUGACGGCCGACGAGGAGGACGCCCUGAAGAGGUUCAAGGCCUACCUCGGCGACAAGGGCCUGUACACGCCGGGCCCGCCGUCGCCGUCGCACGACGACCCCACGCUGCUGCGCUUCCUGCGCGCCCGCAAGUGGGUCGUCCCCGACGCCUACGCCCAGUUCAAGGACACGGACGAGUGGCGCCGCGCCAUCCAGCUCGACGUGCUGUACGACACCAUCGACGUCGAGGCCUACGAGCAGAGCAGGCGGCUGCGCGGCAUCCCCCUCUACCUCUUCGAGAUCCGCCACCUCGACUCGAAGACCAUCUCCGCCUACGAGAAGUCCGUCGACAAGACCUACUCCAAGGCCGCCGCCCCGCCCGCCUCCAUGCACACCCCGCCCAAGCUGAUCCGCCUCUUUGCGCUCUACGAGAACCUCACCCGCUUCGCCCAGCCCCUGUGCACCCAGCUCACCGACCGCGAGCACCCGGCCACCCCAAUCACCCUGUCCACCAACAUCGUCGACGUCGGCGGCGUCAGCCUCAAGCAGUUCUGGAACCUCAAGGGCCACAUGCAGGCCGCCAGCCAGCUGGCCACCGCCCACUACCCCGAGACCCUGGACCGGAUAUUCAUCAUCGGCGCCCCGGCCUUCUUCUCCACGGUCUGGGCCUGGGUCAAGCGCUGGUUCGACCCGGUGACCGUCUCCAAGAUCUUCAUCCUGGGCCACCACGAGGUCCUCCCCGUGCUGUCGUCCUACAUCGACCCGGCCAACAUCCCCCGCAAGUACGGCGGCACCCUCGACUUCGCCUGGGGCGACAUGCCCAACCUGGACCCGGUGAUCCGGGACGCCGCAGACUGGGAGGGCGACGCCGCGGCAAAGGCCAGCCCGGCAUUCCCCAAGGGCCCCGCGUACUGGCGGCCAAUCGACGGCGGGAGGAGGCUCGAGUGCGUCGCCGUCGGCAGCGUCGACAAGAAGGAGCGGUGUGUCAGGGUGUGCACCAUCCCCGUUGCGUUCCCCGCGGGCGAGGCGGCGGCGGAGGCGCAGCCCCAGGGCGAGGGCGAGGCUGCUGCUCCCGCUGUGGUGAACGGCGCGGGCAGCAGUGAGGCGAAGGAUGCGCCUACGGAGCCAGCAGCCCCAGCCGCGGCCCCGGCCGCGGAGGAGGAGAAGGAGCCCGCGACUGCAGCAGCAGCACCCGCUACUCUCGCCCCGCCGGCCGCGGCCACGUCGCCCACGACAGCGGGGGCAGACCCCGCGAGCCCUGCCGACGAGGAGUUCAAGACGCCCCUGGGCUCGCCGCUCGUCGGCGCGGCGCAGCAGCUGUCGCUGGAUGAUGAGAAGAAGCCCAACGGGGAGGCGGCCGUGCCCAACGGGACGCCUGUUGUGGCCUCAUGA